Messenger RNA from Jaminaea rosea, 1086 nucleotides. RefSeq names its product UbiE/COQ5 methyltransferase. The transcript is spliced from 3 exons. Gene Ontology annotation, biological process: ubiquinone biosynthetic process. Bases 1 to 1086 code for a protein of 361 amino acids. NCBI's taxonomy places the organism in Eukaryota, Fungi, Basidiomycota, Exobasidiomycetes, Microstromatales. Gene Ontology annotation, molecular function: methyltransferase activity. The record is from RefSeq and is a predicted model, not a curated record.
AUGCUCCGCACGGGCGCCUCCUCGCUCGGCCGCUCGCUGCGCUUGUCCCCGUCCCCGUUGCAGGCGGCAAGAUGUUAUAGCAAUGGUGGCGCGACUGGCGAGUCCUCCCCGGGACCCUCGUCAUCCUCCUCGAGAUCGGGCGGUAACAGCAGCAGCAGCAGCAACAAUGACCCGGAAACGCACUUUGGCUUCCAAUCAGUGCCCGAGGCCCUCAAAGAGUCGAUGGUCGGUGGUGUCUUCUCGUCCGUCUCGUCUUCUUACGAUGUCAUGAAUGACGCGAUGUCCCUCGGUAUCCAUCGUCUGUGGAAGAACCAUUUCGUCUCAACGGUCCUCGACCCUCGUGGCGGGAUCAACUGUCUAGACGUGGCAGGCGGGACGGGAGACAUUGCCUUGCGUAUCCUGGACCAUGCGCGUACCGCCCACGCAGACCGGGAGACGCGGGUGAGCAUGCUGGACAUCAAUGCGGACAUGUUGCGUGAAGGGAUGGUGAGGUGCAAGAGGGAGAGCAUGUACUGGGGAACGGAUCAGCUGGGUUUCCAGCUGGGAAAUGCAGAGAGACUAGGGGAAAGAAUGGUGGUGCCUCCGCCGACGAGUAAGAAGGCCAUCUACAGGCAGCUCCCGGAGCUCAAGAGCGAGCCAGUGCCGGAUAGCAGUGUGGAUCUCUACACGAUUGCCUUUGGGAUCAGGAACUGCACGCAUAUUGACCAAGUGCUCAAGGAAGCAUAUAGGGUCUUGAAGCCCGGUGGGGUCUUUGGAUGCCUUGAGUUCGGCAAGGUGGGGAAUCCCUACUUUGCAGAGCUCUACCGUCAAUACUCCUUCCGCAUCCUCCCCUCCCUCGGGCAUCUUCUCGCCUCUGACAGUGCCUCCUACCAAUACCUAGUGGAGAGCAUCGAGCGAUUCCCCUCACAGCCGGACUUUGCGCAGAUGAUCCGCGAAGCCGGCUUCUGCACACCAGGUGUAGGCCAGGGAUCGCAAAUCAUCGAAGAGGCAGGGCUAGGACAGGAGUACUGGGCCAAGGCAGGCGGAAAGGAUUGGGAGGACCUCAGUGGGGGUAUUGCGUCUAUUUGGGUUGGGGUGAAGUUGUAG